Messenger RNA from Anolis sagrei ordinatus, 1758 nucleotides. It is a transcript of the gene SCRT2, whose product is annotated as scratch family transcriptional repressor 2. NCBI's taxonomy places the organism in Eukaryota, Metazoa, Chordata, Lepidosauria, Squamata, Anolidae. The record is from RefSeq and is a predicted model, not a curated record. Gene Ontology annotation, biological process: regulation of DNA-templated transcription. Gene Ontology annotation, molecular function: RNA polymerase II cis-regulatory region sequence-specific DNA binding; DNA-binding transcription factor activity, RNA polymerase II-specific.
CUCCCGGAGCCACUCCACGGCGGCGGAGCUCUCCAAAGUGCUGAAACCUCGGGUCCGCCAAGAUGCCGCGCUCCUUCCUGGUCAAGAAGACCAAAGCCGACGCCUUCCAAGGCGGAGCGGGCCAAGGAGAGGAGGAGGAGGAGGAGGAGGAAGAGGAGGAGGAAGAGGAGGAGGAGGAUGGAGGAGGAGAGACCCCCGUCUACCACCCCUUGGAAACUUCCUUCCCGGAGCUGCCCGCCGGAGCCAGGCUGGGGGGCGCCGAGCCUGGAGAGAUGGGUUAUCUCCAGAGUUGCAUCUCAUCGUCUGGCUACAAGAAUGAGAAGAAGAAGCUGGGGCUCCAUUUGCCCUCCUCGGACCCGAUCUAUGUGCCAAUCCAUGAGGAUUACAGUGACCCGGAGAGCCCCCAGUCCAGCCUCUCCUCCCACUACUUCCAUGGCGAGGCCGCUGUCACCGAGAGCUACUCAAUGGAUGCCUUCUUCAUCACUGAUGGGCGCUCCCGACGCCGGAGUGAAGGCCCUCGGCGGGGGAGCCACCGCCACUCCUGCAAUGAAUGCGGCAAGACCUAUGCCACGUCGUCCAACCUCAGCCGGCACAAGCAGACCCACCGCAGCCUGGACAGCAAGAUGGCGAGGAAGUGUCCGACCUGCAACAAGGCAUACGUCUCCAUGCCGGCGCUGGCCAUGCACAUCCUGACCCACAACCUGAAACACAAGUGCGAUGUCUGUGGCAAGGCCUUCAGCCGGCCCUGGCUACUUCAAGGACACAUGCGCUCCCACACUGGUGAGAAACCUUUCGGCUGCUCUCACUGUGGCAAGGCCUUUGCUGACCGCUCCAACCUGCGGGCCCACAUGCAGACCCACUCAGCCUUCAAGCACUACAAGUGCAAGCAGUGCGAGAAGACCUUCGCCCUCAAGUCGUACCUCAACAAGCACUACGAGUCGGCCUGCUUCAAGGGGGCUGAGCAUAGCUGCGAAAUGGAAAACUGAGAGGCCCUUUCCUCUCAUCCUGGGAGCAAAAGGGACCCCCGUCAACCACAUUCAGGGAUCCGAAGUUAAGCGAAGGAAGCAAAAGGAGAACACGAGUGCAACCAAACCGAUCCAGCUUUUUCAGCUGCUUUUAACAUAUCCCGGUUUCCUACCCACUUCCACCUUUGUCCUCAGCUGACUCCGAUUGCUGCAAAAUUGGAUAAAUAGUUUGCACAUGGUUAACUCAGCAGAACAGAGAGGAGCAGAUUGAAUCUUGCACUUCCCUGUAGACUCAAGCAAAAGGAAACUGCUGCAGCAUCUCCAAGCUUGCCUGUUCUUCCAUAUUAAUAAUUUUGGCCACUUGGACCCACUCUGAUGUCGCUUUGCCACACAUAUCCCAGUUUUCCAUUGUGAAAUGUUGAAAGGUUUGGCAACCUCAGGACUUUGGGAACGAACCGCAAACCAUUCUGUUAGGAGAAGGAUGUUCUUGGAGAAAACCUUGGAUGUAGUCAGUUCACUGGAUGCUCUUCCUUCAUCCAACACUUUUAUGGGUUUGGAAGGAGAUUGACAGUCGACGCUGAACUCCAGCAACAUUCAAACCCUGUUUUCUUUUCUUUUUCUCCUCCUCCCUUUUCCAUAUCAUCAACUGAAGCAAUAACGUUAUCCGGUCUUGCUGGAAAGGGUCGGAUGUUCUCCGAGGCAAGACGACCCUUGACUGUUUUUCAGGAUUGCUGAAAGAGGAGAAGAAAGACGGGAUCUCUUUUCUCUUUUUCAGAAAACUUGGGGUGGGUUG